Hordeum vulgare subsp. vulgare (domesticated barley) is the source of this 1562-nucleotide messenger RNA. RefSeq names its product pentatricopeptide repeat-containing protein At2g36730. The coding region runs from base 39 to 1541 and encodes 500 amino acids. The record is from RefSeq and is a predicted model, not a curated record. The transcript has a single exon. Lineage: Eukaryota; Viridiplantae; Streptophyta; Magnoliopsida; Poales; Poaceae. Gene Ontology annotation, biological process: RNA modification. Gene Ontology annotation, molecular function: RNA binding; protein binding.
GUGACGGCUACGAGCACGAGCACUCAGCACUCCAUGGCAUGGCCCCUUCCCUGGCCGCUCUCAUCGCCGGCGCCGCCACCGUGCAGCAAAUACGGCAGCUCCACGCCAACCUACUCACUUCAGGCCUCCUCCCCUCCCUCGGCUCUAUCCUCCUCCGCCGCCUCAUUUCCCUGCCCUCUCCCCACCUCCACCUCCACCUCGCGCAGCGCCUCCUCCUGUCCCUCCCCUCUCCGCCCCUCGCGCUCUUCAACCUCCUCCUUCCCCCACUCGCCUCCUCGCCCGAUCCCGCCGCAGCCGCUCGCCUCUUCCUCCACCUCCGCCGCAGCGACCUACGCCCUGACGCGCACACACUCCCGCACGUUCUCAAGGCCCUCGCGCGCCUCGCACCGGCAUCCCUUCCCCUCGUCGCCUCCACACACGCGGAGGCCGUCAAGGACGGCUUAGACUGCGCCGUGGUCUACGUACGGAACGCCCUAAUGGCCGCCUACUCGGCCUGUGGCCAACCGGCGCGCGCCAUGCAGGUGUUCGACGAAAUGCCGCGCCGGUCCGUGGUGUCCUGGAACACGGCGCUCACUGCCUGCGUGGACAACCACUGCCACGACCGGUGCGUUGGCCUGUUCUCUGCGAUGGUAGAGGCCGGGUUCGAGCCCGACCAGACCACGUUCGUGUGCAUGAUGUCCGCCGCCGCUGAGCUUGGCAACUUGCCGCUCUGCAAGUGGGCGCAUGGGCAGGUCGUCGCCCGGCAGCUGGACAUGACGCUUCAGCUUGGCACGGCGGCAGUGAACAUGUACGCGAAGUGUGGCUUGGUAAGUUAUGCCUGGCGCUUGUUUGAGAGGAUGCCGGCGCGGAAUGUCUGGACCUGGAGCGCAAUGAUCCAGGGGUUUGCACAGAAUGGAUUGGCCCUGGAGGCGCUCAAGCUGUUCGAAAGGAUGAAGGACGCAUCAGUUGCGCCCAAUUAUGUCACAUUUCUCGGGCUGCUCUGCGCAUGUAGCCAUGCUGGGCUGGUCGACGAGGGACGUCAGUUUUUCCGUGAAAUGCGGCAUGUAUACGGGAUCGAGCCAAUGAUGAAACACUACAGCGCCAUGGUCGAUGUCCUAGGGCGCAAUGGUCGCCUCCAGGAAGCUUAUGACUUUGUUAUGGACAUGCCUCUGGAGGCUGACCCAGUUGUAUGGAGGACAUUGUUGGGCGCCUGCCAGAUGCACAGCUCCAAGGACUGCAUUGACAUUGUCAGCAAGGUGCAGGAGAGAUUGCUUGAGCUGGAGCCCAGGAGAAGUGGGAACUAUGUGAUGGUGGCAAACAUCUACUCUGGCAUUGGAUCAUGGGACGAGGCGGCGAAGGCGAGGAGGGUGAUGAGGGAAGGGGGGAUGAAGAAGAUGGCAGGUGAGAGCUGCAUUGAGGUCGGGGGCCUGGUGCAUCGCUUCAUCUCCGGGAAUGAUUCCUGCCUAGAAUAUGAUCGGGCUUGUAGCGUUGUCCAUGAAUUGAAUCUCAACAUGAGAAAAUGUGGACUUAUUGACGGGAUUUCGCUUAUUGAUGCUGAGUGAUUAUAUAGUCUGCAUUCUUUA